GGUGCAUGGGCCGGGCCGGCAGCUCCGGACUCCGGCAUUGCCCGGCAUUGACACGGGAGCCGCUCCGGCAGCGCCAUGGAGCCGGGAUCCCGCUGACCGUCCCUCUCCCUCUCCCUCUCCCUCUGCGCUGGGGAACAACCGGGGAGCAGAGAGCACCAGACUCGGAGGACCGCUUGGAGGACAACUCGGCCUUUUUUACGCCGGUGACGGACGCUUACCAUGGCACUGGUGGCAGAGAACGGCAAUGGCGGCUCGGAUUGGCAGAAGCGGUGUGUGGUGCUGGAGUCCCAGCUCUACAGGUUCCGGCUGCAGGCGUGCAAGAUCCGUGAGCUGCUGGCCGAGAAGAUGCAGGAGUUGGAAAAGCGAGUGAUUGAGGCAGACGAGCGGGCUGAGACUGCGGAGAAACAGGUCCAGGCUUUAAAGGAGAAACUGAAAGCAGCCAAUAUCCAGACCAGUGAAUCAGAGAAUAGUUUACUCAGAAGGUACCAUGAGAUGAGCAACACACUGCAGGAAAAGGACGACGUGAUUCAGAGGCUGGAGCAGCAGUUGGAGGAACAGAAUAAGCUGAGAGGUCAGGAGGCGAAGAUAAUUGAAGAGAAGGCAGCCAAAAUCAAGGAGUGGGUGACGUUUAAGCUAAGAGAACUGGAAUUCGAAAACUAUCAACUCAAGGUGACCACUUGCAAGCAAGCUGAACAAAUCCAAGCCCUGCAGAACAAGAUUCAAGAUUUGCAAGACAAGAGGCCGGUCACCGAUCUGACCGAAGCCCCCGGGCCAGCGACGACUCGGGCCCCCGAUUCACUCGAGAAGCCCCACCAGGCGGCUGAUGGCAGGAAGGAGCCUCGGCAGGAGGGGAGCGACCCGCGAGGGUGCCGGGCGGUGGCGGAGGAAGCGGGCGGCACAGCCGGGGCGGUGAGUCGGGGGAGCUGCAACGUGACCCAGGCGUCGGCAGGACCCGGGCUGCUGGAUGGGGAGUCGCAGGUCUUGGUGGACAAAGAUACCUGCAGGACCGCCUCCGGCCACCAGGGCGGGUUGGCCCCAGUGACUGCUCCGCAGAAGGACGCUCCAUCCGGUGGACACGACGGCAGGCUCCGCUCCCCGAGGCUGGACUCUUCCGCUUCCCACAGCCAGACGAUCGUGCCGGGCCCCAACACGCCCGCGCAUACACUGUCCCUGCCGGGAUCGCCCGGCCCCAAAGCCUCCCUGACCCUGGCCGCCAAGGAGAACAGCGUGGGCACCAGCAUGACCCUGCCCAAGGUGAGGACUCCACUGGUGCCCAGGGACAGCAUCCAGCUGGCCAAGAAGCACUACAGCCAGCCACAAGCCGGCGCGGACAGGCUCCACCAUGUGGUCUCCAUCAACAUCUCCACCUUCAAGCCCGUGGCUGUCCCGCCGCCGCCCGUACGGGUGCAGGAGACCGACAUCGACGAUGUCCCCGAGCAGAUGGAGACGGAGGAGUCCGCUGCAGAGCAGGACCUUGCCCGUCAGCACCCGCCCGCUGUCUCCAGGGAGCUGCCCGAUACCCACUGUGCCAAGCGUGUCUCCACCAGCCAGCCCCCACCUCCUCCACUGCAUCGAUUCCCUUCAUGGGAGGGUCGAAUCUACGCCCUGGCUAAAUCGGGCAUGAGGAUGUCGGAAGUGACCUUUGGAUCCAGUCCCUCCAGGAGACUGUCGAACCUUCCUGCGAAUCUCACGUCUGGCCCCUUCGCUCACCUCAUCUACAAGAACGUGACCGUUCCUGUCUACACCACCUUGAAAGGGAAGGCCACACAGAUCAGCAACGUUCCCUUCCCCGAGGAGUCCUCGGGAUCGGAUGAUGACAGCAGCUCCCAGGCCAGCUUCCGAACGUCCACCGCGGGAUCCGAGUCCAGGAAAACCAAUGGCCCCGGGAGUCCCAGAGCCGUGAAAAGAGGUGUCUCCAUGUCCUCGGUCAGCUCGGAAAGCGAUUACGCCAUCCCUCCUGACGCCUGUUCGGUGGACAGCGACUACUCCGAGCCCGAGCACAAGCUCCUCCGGACCUGCUCCGUCUACUCUGCUGAGAGCAACAGCAAUGAGCCGUUAGAAAAGUCUGGAUACCUGCUGAAGAUGGGAGGCCAAGUCAGGACGUGGAAGAGACGAUGGUUUAUGCUGAGGAACAGCGAGAUCCUGUACUACAAGUCACCCAGUGAUGUCAUCAGGAAGCCCCAGGGCCGGAUCGAGCUCAGCUCCUCCUGUCGUGUCGUGCGUGGGGAGGGAGCACAGACCUUCCAGCUGGUGACGGAGAGCCGGACGUACUUCCUGACGGCGGACUCGCCCAACAUCCUGGAGGAGUGGAUCCGGGUGCUGCAGAACCUGCUGAAGGUGCAGCUGGCCAGCCCCGCAGCUGCCGCCGCUGCUGCCACACGGGCCCAGUGGAAGCCCUCCGCCCACGGCUGGCUCACCAAGGUGAGACACGGAUACUCCAAGCUGGUCUGGUGCUCUCUCAUCGGGAAAACGUUCUAUUACUUCAGGAAUCAGGAUGACAAGUUUCCCCUGGGUCAUCUGAAGGUGAGAGAGGCGAAAGUGGAAGAAGUAGACCGCUCCUGCGACUCCGACGAGGAUUACGAGGCAGGAGGUCGAGGAUUCCUCUCCUCCCACUUCACCCUGGUCAUUCGCCCAAAGGAUCAGAGCCCGACUUAUCUGCUGAUCGGAACAAAGCAGGAAAAGGACACCUGGCUCUACCAUUUGACUGUGGCUGCUGGGAGCAGCCGCUCCAGAGUUGGCACAGAGUACGAGCGGCUCAUUGGGAGGCUGCUGGACGUCGACGGGCAGGCGUAUUCUCCUAUCUGGAAGCACGCGGUCCUAUGCUGCAGUAAAGACGGCAUCCUCAACGCCCUCACCACCCUUCCCUCUGACGCACUGCAGACUGAAGCACUGAAACUCUUCAAGUCAUGCCAAUUGUUCAUCAAUGUGCUGGUGGAAGCGCCCUCGAUUGACUACCACGUGUCACUGGCUCAGAACGCACUUCAGGUUUGCCUGACGCACACGGAGCUACAGAACGAAAUCUACUGUCAGUUCAUUAAACAAACCAGCAACAGGCAGCCGCACAACUUCUCCCUCAUCCAGUGUUGGCAGCUGCUGGCGCUGUGCGUCGCUCUUUUCCUUCCCCAACAUCACUUCCUGUGGUAUCUCAAGCUUCACCUCCAGCGACACGCGGACCCCAGGACGGAGAUAGGUAAAUACUCCAUAUACUGCCAGAGGUCGGUGGAACGUACGCUGCGGAAUGGGGACCGUGAAGCGAAGCCGUCUCGGAUGGAGAUAAUGUCGAUCCUCCUACGAAACCCUUAUCACCACUCUCUGCCGUUCAGUAUCCCUGUCCAUUUCAUGAAUGGAACUUACCAGGUUGUGGGGUUUGAUGGUUCCACCACAGUCGAGGAAUUCCUGCACACAUUGAAUCAGGAGAUCGGGAUGCGCAGACCAUCGCAGUCGGGAUUCGCACUCUUCACAGACGAUCCAUCUGGAAAGGACUUGGAGCACUGUCUACAAGGCACUGUCAAGAUUUGUGAUGUUAUUUCCAAAUGGGAACAAGCCCUGAAAGAACUCCACCCUGGGAAAUAUGAGAGCAACAGGAUAGUGAGGCUGAUGUACAAGAGCCGGAUGUAUUUCAGAGCCCAGGCAAAGGGAGAAACAGAGCGGGAGCGCCUCCUGCUGACUCACCAGGUCAAUGACGAGGUGGUGAAUGGCCGAUUCCCCGUCAGUAAGGACCUGGCCUUGGAGGUGACUGCGUUAAUGGCACAGGUGGAGUACGGGGAUCUGGCCCGCCCGGCCCCUUCCAGCCCCGGGGGAAGCUCCCAGUCCAAGAUGCAACAGUUUCUGCAGCAGGUUCUGGAGAAAUUCUACCCCAAGCACUACAGACAAGCCUGCACCCCCGAGCAGCUCAAGCGGCUGUCUGACAGACUGGCGACCAAGUGGAUGUUACUGGGGGGCUGCAGCGGUGCCGACUGCGUGCGCAUCUACCUGACCGUGGGGCGGAAGUGGCCGCUCUUUGGAGCGAAACUCUUCGCUGCCAAGCCCGUUGCGCCUUCGCCUCUUGAAGAGAAGCCCGUGUGGUUAGCUGUGAAUGAAGAUGGCAUUAACAUCCUGGAGUGCAGCACAAUGCAUCUUGUGCUAAAUUACUCCUACCCGUCCAUCAUGACCUUUGGAGGCUAUCGUGAUGACUUUAUGAUUGUCGUCAGCAAUCCCAAGGAUGGAAGCCCGACCAAGACCACUAUAGAGAAGCUAGUAUUUGCCAUGGCCAAGCCGAAGAUCCUGGAGCUGACUCUGACGCUGGCCAGCUACAUAAACUACAGUAGCUGCCACAUGCAGGCCGUCCCGUCCAGCUCCUCGCCGCCGGCCGCCUUCCCCUGCAGCAAUGUGUGGGAGAUGGACAGCAAACUCUCCCCGAGCACCACGCGGACCACCCAGGGUCCAACCCUGCUCUGACCGGCAGCCAACGCCAUUCGAGGACAAACCACUUGGACACUUCAAAUGGUGCACGCUGCACUCUUGCGCCCGAACCUUGUUGCGGUUGUGUGUAUUUAUGUCUUGAAUAGUGUUUAGAUUUUUUUUUUAAUUGAUACAUCAGUAGCAAGUUGUGGGUCUCCUUUGGGCCAUCGAUGCUGAGGCUGGUCCACAUUCAGCAAACUGGAGCGCUACAGGCUGUUUCCAUGGGCACCAUCCACUGGGAGAGGUGCCCUCCCCUUCGGGAAGGAUGCCCCCAUUGGGAAGAACCCUUCUCCAUGGGCCCAUUCCACCCCCUUGCAUUCAUUCCAAACCAGAGCCAUCGGCCGUUCCCCCAACUGGAGCUCUCCCAGUUAUGGGUGUGAAUGCCACGGACAAGGCCACGGACAAGGAACAUUGCUGCUAAAUUAUUUUUGAGUCCAAGACUAUGAAGUUCCAGCAGGAACUGGAUACCUGUGGAUGACAGCAACACAUGGGUGGCAGCUGCAACAAGGCCCAGAACCUACUGCCACUAACGCCCCACAUCCCAGCAAAUGUAUCACCAGCACAGUCGGUGAACUGGUCCCAAAACCUGUGGAAACUGCAGUGUCUACUCCCCUUCAGAUAUAACCGAUCCGAUGUACGGCAAUGUCACAUGUUGCUUUAUAACCAUGAGAGUUCAUUGGAGGGGAAGAAAAACUACGGAAGGUCGACUAUUAAACGACAGGGGAUAUUUGAGGCCAUUGAGGGGCUGCCUUGUAGGGUCUCUGGACUAAACCGAACAAUCCCUUGUCUAUCCCCCCCACCCCCACAGCAGCACCUGAUACAACACACCGUUCCCUUGUUGACAUGUGCCAUUGAGGUACAAGAGACACUGGAGUGACCCUCUAAGUAGAGAGGGUGUCAACUGCACUGUGUAAGUGUUCAACACUUCAUAGAGCAAUAGUAAGUAAGAUCAAAGGCUGGCCUCGUAAUGGUAUCUAAUGCAGCAACUGAGUUCAUAAAUCAUUGCCUCCAUUGGAUCUAAUCUUCUUCUUAUCGAGUCCACACACAGGUUGUCCAGUCAGAGCUGAACGCACUUCUCGGCAUCUGUAUACAAUGGUGUCUGUCUUGUGCUUCUUGUGCGUGGUGGUGGAAAGAUUGGUGGAAACAGGGCCGUGACGUGAAUGCUCUUUCCUUGACCCCAUUGGAUCUAAUCAAAGUGGCCUUGGGUUUGUGGCAGGGAUUGUUAUAAGCUUUACCUUGCCCAACCUCGUGUUUUGUCCCUCAUAUCACGAGAUGCUGCUACUGCCCAGGCACAGCCAUCUCACGUUGGAUAUGGUUACGGGUGAUUGAGAGAGUCUGGUGUCCUUGAUAAAAGGGCAUUACUGAACCAGUACUUCUCACAAGGGGGAAGCAUUCAUUACCAGAGCCAGCUCACAUGAAGAGUUUCAACCCGAAACUCUUUCCACAGAUGCUGCCUGACCCACUGAGUUCCUUUAGCAGCUUAAUGUUAGAUCCAAAACUCAUCACUGAUGAAUUUUUAAAUUUUCUGGGAAUCAUGACUUAGACUUUAACACUGUUACCUCCUUUGCAUUUCAUUAUAGGGCCUUGAGUCAGGCUCCCAUAAAGGAGUACUGGAUUAUCUAAGGUGAGAUGCUAAACUAUGGUCACUCUGCAUGCUUGGAUGAACAAAAUCCCCUGAUACUGAUUAUUAUUUAUCAUUCACUGUGCAUCUGUGUGACAUUUGUUAUAUUUGCUGUUUGUGGGAUUUCACUGUGUACAAGUUGACUGUUGAGUUUCAUCUUAAACUUACAAUCACAUCAAAAGUGCUUUGCGGCUGUAAAGUGCACUGAGGCAUCUUGGGGUCAAAAAACCUGUUUUGUAUCAGUAAUUUUUGUUGUUUCUGCAUCCAUACCAAGGGUUGGAUGUUAUUGGAAGAUAGUGGACAGAAGGCUGUAGGAAACCCUUGGGGCUGAAAGAAAAGUUUCCAUUUGCACAAUGCCUAUCACGCCCCCAGGGAGUCAGUCCCACAACUCAGCCUCUGAAGGUAGGCUGUGGUAAAAUAGGGGAAGGUGUUAUCUCAGUGUCGUGAUUUAUUUUCCAUUGACGAACGUGAGUACUGACAAUCACGUAGAAGCCUCCUACAACCAACGUCACCUCCCUACCUAAAUGGGGAGGUGCAAUACAUUCAAUACGCACAUUGAUAUGCAGGGAUACAGAUUACCUGCAGGUAGAGAUUCAUUUAACUUGGCAUAGUGUUUGGCAUAGACAUUGAUCUGAAGGGCCAGUUCCUGCUCUGUACUGUUCUAUGAUACAUAUCUGCCUGUGUAAAUGAGUUAUUUUUGUG
Messenger RNA from Amblyraja radiata (thorny skate), 6763 nucleotides. It is a transcript of the gene plekhh1, whose product is annotated as pleckstrin homology domain containing, family H (with MyTH4 domain) member 1. The record is from RefSeq and is a predicted model, not a curated record. Gene Ontology annotation, cellular component: cytoskeleton. Bases 220 to 4437 code for a protein of 1405 amino acids. NCBI's taxonomy places the organism in Eukaryota, Metazoa, Chordata, Chondrichthyes, Rajiformes, Rajidae. The transcript has 29 exons.